AUGUCAUUGAUUGUCAUUUUUUAUUUUUCGUUGUCACUUGUCAUGUUGUUUUUGCAAAAUUCAGAAUUUGUUUUGAAAUUCUUUCCCGCUUCUUUUUUACUGUUUUAUUAUAAAAAUAUUCCAAUGGAUUGUUGAAAUGAAAUUACUGUUAUAAAUAGAUAGAAAUGAAUUCGUGCAAUGGGAUCAUUCAUGACCACCAGUCGACACCGAAACGUAGGCGUAGAACUCUCGGUACAAGAAAAGCCAAACUUCCUAAGUUGAAAGAAACGAAUGAGUAUCUCGUUAAUAGUACGCCAAUAAGUAUAAGUGGUACUCCCACGGUGGUAGAAAAAGGUGAAUCUCCAUGCCUGCCGUGUAACCAAGUCGAGUUUUUGCGCGAUUCAAGGAGUAACGGUUCAAUAUGCAGUGAGAUACCAUGCUCGCCCGGCGUCUUCGAGUCCGAGAACUGGGAAUCAUUUUUAGCCAGUAAGCACUGUAAUAAUAUAAGUGGAAAUUCGAAGAUAGAUCAUGAGGACAAUUCUGUAAAUAUGGAUGAAAUAUUUCAAUCGGAAUUAGAUCAAAAGGUAAUGAAAAAUUAUAUGAAUACAACUCUAUUAACUUCUAGAUGUGAGAAAUUAUUAAGAGAUGAAAUUGAAGAAAGCUUUAAUAUGAUAAAUCAAUCAAUAAGUAAUAUAAAUAAUGAAAAUAGAAGCUCCUUGUUUGAGACAAGAGAUUCCUUUUUACUAGAUAUAAGAGAAAGUGGUAUUGUGGCCGAACAAAAGGUUCUCAAGACAAAUGACUUGUUGAAACCAAAGUUACAUCAAGAUUAUGCAAAUCCAAAUACUUUCUAUGGUCUUCCAAUCAUGGUGAAAGGAUUAUUUAAAACUUAUAGGAAUAUUGAAAAGUUUUAUGACUGGCAAGAAGAGUGCCUCAGUUUAGAUGCAGUCAGAGAGAGACGUAACCUGAUCUAUGCUCUACCGACCAGUGGAGGCAAGACCCUGGUGGCCGAGGUGCUCAUGUUACGGGAGGUGCUCAAUAGGAAACAUAAUGCCCUCUUUAUUUUGCCUUUUGUAGCUAUUGUGCAGGAGAAAAUUUGGUCCUUAGCACCAUUUGCGCUGCAACUAGAGUUUCUAGUGGAGGAGUAUGCAGCGGGCAAGGGUCUCAUACCUCCAAAGAGGAGGCGCAAGAAGAACAGCAUUUAUAUUGCUACCAUUGAGAAGGGCUUAGCCUUGGUCAGGAGUUUGAUAGAACUGGGGAGGUUAAAUGAAAUUGGACUUAUUGUGGUAGAUGAACUACAUCUGAUAGGAGAGUCUGGGCGAGGUAGCACCCUUGAAACAUUAUUGACCACUGUUAUAUUUGCUAAUCAGGGCAUACAAAUAGUAGGAAUGAGCGCGACAAUAGGCAACCUCCCUGACAUUGCGAAGUUUUUGAACGCGGAUGUCUAUGAAAAGCAGUUUCGACCAGUGGAGUUGACAGAGUAUGUCAAACUUGGGGACAUGCUGCAUAGAAUUGAAUGGAGGGAUGGAUCCAUGGAAAUAAUUCCUGACAGACAAUUAGCCUUUGAUUACUCAACGGCGGGAGCUAAUUUGGACCCGGACUAUUUGGGUGGCUUGGUGUCAGAAGUGGUGCCCCAGGCUUCGUGCCUCGUGUUCUGCCCCACCAAACGGAACUGCGAAAACGUCGCCGCGUUGCUCUGUAAACUGCAAAGGCGAGAGAUGUCCAACCACCACGUGGAAGAGCGCGCGAUGUUACAGCGCGCCUUGCAAGCCGAGGGCGCGGGCUCCAAUCUACUCCAGUGCGUGCGUUUUGGAGUAGCCUUCCACCACGCUGGCCUGGCGGGGGACGAAAGGAGCUUGCUGGAACACGCCUUCAGAUCAGGCGUGAUCUCCGUAAUAUGCUGCACGUCGACGCUGGCAGCGGGAGUGAACCUCCCCGCGAAGCGAGUGAUAGUGCGCGCACCGCUCGUGGGUCGCGAGUUCAUAUCCCUGGGCGCGUACAAGCAGAUGGUGGGCCGAGCGGGUCGCGCCGGCGUAUGUGAGGCUGGCGAGAGCAUCAUAAUCAGCGGUGCUGCCGAGUGGCCCAAGCUGCGCCUCGUGCUGAGCAGUGGGCUGCCGCCCGCGUGCAGCAGACUGUGUUCCGCCGUCGGCUCGCUGCUGCUCAGUGCCGUUGCGCUGGACUUAGCUGCAGACAGGCGGACUUUGCGGAGAUUGCUGACUAAUACUCUUCUGGCUAUCGCACCAGCAGACAGUUGUUUGGACUUGGACGAAGUUUGCGACGAAUCUAUUCGUUUGUUGCUAAAGAGCGGCGCUUUGGAGGUAGUCGGCAAAGGUUCCUCCGGCUUUGACGACGGAAACUUGACUGUCAGUAAACUCGGCAAAGCUGCUAUUAAAGGAUGCAUGGAUCUCAGCGUAGCUAAGCAGUUGUUGCUAGACCUGAAUGCGGCUUCCAGAAGCCUGGUGCUCAUGGGCAGCUUGCACCUGCUGUACCUCGUCACUCCACAUGACAGCGGGAUCAGACCAGAUUACAGGCAUUACUAUGCGUUGUACUGCGAUUUAGACGAAGAAGGUGUUCAAACUGCAAAGAUUUUGGGCAUUACAGAAAUGAAUGCCAUCCGAAUGAUGACCGGAAAGCCUAUUACGAAUGUUCCAGAAAAUGUCCUGCGUAGAUUCUACCUAGCAAUGAUGCUGCGUGAUCUCUGGAGACAAAUGCCGUUCCCUAGCGUCGCUGAAAAGUAUAACCUAGCUCGCGGCACAGUCCAGUCAAUAAUGUCAUCGGCAUCAGCGUUCGCGUCCAGCGCGCAAAAGCUGUGCGAGGAGCUGGAACCGCUGUGGAGCUUCAAGGUGCUGUUCGCGGAGCUGGCGCUGCGGCUGAGGCACUGCGCUGCUCCAGAACUCGAGCAGCUUAUGGAGCUGCCAGCUGUCAAAAAGGCGCGGGCGCUACAACUGGUCCGGGCGGGCUACAAGCGCAUAGAAGACAUCGCUAAAGCACCCGUGGAAGAACUGAUGAGCAACGUGGCGCAUCUGUCCCGCACUGCGGCCGAUCAUCUUAUAAGUGCCGCCAGGGUAAUGCUUAUUGAAAAAGUGGAAAAUCUUCGGGCAGAGGCUGAGGAUGUGAUGGAAGAACUCAAGAUUUAACACCAUCAUAAAUUAUGGAUUAUUUAUUGUUAUAGUUCAUAAUGAUUUAAUGAAAUCUGUGCCUUAAUAAAGACAAAGUUUAUUAUGUUGACUGAUUAGAAACAGUAGUUUUUAUAAAUUAAGAAAUAAAUUGAAGUGAAUAUCAUAAAUCAAUUGAAA
This is a messenger RNA of Maniola jurtina (meadow brown), 3272 nucleotides long. It is a transcript of the gene mus301, whose product is annotated as helicase POLQ-like. The coding region runs from base 165 to 3113 and encodes 982 amino acids. Gene Ontology annotation, molecular function: ATP binding; nucleic acid binding. The record is from RefSeq and is a predicted model, not a curated record. NCBI's taxonomy places the organism in Eukaryota, Metazoa, Arthropoda, Insecta, Lepidoptera, Nymphalidae. The transcript is spliced from 16 exons.